AUGGAUGACGACGACUUCUCGGACGAAGGCAGCGACGACGAUGACGAAGAGGGCAGUGUGCCCGCACCAAGAGGGAAAUCAUCCUCAUCCUCCAAAGGAAAGGCCAAAAAGAGGGACAAGGGCAAGAGCAGCAGCAGCAGCAGCAGCAGCAGCAGCAAGAAGAAGAAAAAGAAGAAGAAAAAGAGGAGGAGCGGGAGCAGGGGGGGCGACGAAGAUGGGGGCAGCAGUUCUAGCAAGAGGAAGAGGGGGGGCGGGGGGGCGGCUUCGAGCUUGUUCGAUGAUGAGGCGGAGGAGAGCGAUGGUGGCGGCGGGGGCGGCAGCGAUGACGACGACGAGGAGGAGGAGGACAACGAGUACCGGCUUGACGGUUUCGUCGUGGGAGAUGAAGACGUCGAUUCGGAUUCCGGCAAGAGGCGGCGGAACAAGAGCAGUGCCAGUUCCAAGAGAAAACGCCUCCGUAAGGCUAGGGAGGAACACGGCAUGGAAGCCGCGGACGACGAGGAUCUCGAGCUUAUCCGGGAGGCGCAGGGAGUCAUUCCAAGCCAUAAUCGAGAGUCGGACAGAAACGAGCUGGUAGCGUCGGAUGGCCAGGACUUGCGAAACCAGCUCUUUGACGGCGAAGAAGAGGAAGAGGCCCGUCGGCAAGAGCAGCGGCAGCAGCAGUACCACCAGAGGCAGCGUCAGAGGCAGGAGCGAGACGAGUUCGACAGCGAGGACGACGGGGACUUUAUCGUGGACGAUCUGGGCACCGAGCGAAGGCAGGGGCGGAGGCAGCAGCAAGAGAGCUUCCAAGGGGGUCCGUUGGGCGCCAGCCAGGAUCAGGUGUACGAGGCCAUGGAGAUCUUUGGAGAGGGCAUCCAAGACUUCGAUCUCUUCAAGGACGUCGAUGGCGAAGACGAGGCCGAUGGGAAGCAGCGUGCUAGCAAGGACGCCCGUAGGCAGGCUCUCGCCGGCAUCGAGCCGUCCCUCCUGAAGGAGAAGUUCUUGACGGACAGGGACAAGAUGAUCCAGGAGACGGACCGGCCGGAGAGGCUGCAGCUCAGGAUGCCGUCCAGAGGAGAGGCUAGCGAUGCUGAGCGGCAAGACGAGGCCCAGUGGAUCUUCCACCAGCUCGACCUCGGCUUCGGAGUGGACGAACAAAUGGCUAAGAGUGCGAUCGAACACGUCCUGAGGUUCUUAGGGGUGGAGAGCCAGGAGGUGCCUUUCGUGUGGCACUAUCGCCGGGACUACCUCUGGACAUCGCCACAGAUGAACACGUACCUCACGCUCGACCACCUGUGGAAGAUUUACGACCUCGACGAGACUUGGGACAAGGUGGGGAACCGUCGAGACAAGGUGGCUAAGGCUAGCAGGACCUUGUGGAAGCUUGUGGAUGGUGACGAGGAUUCGGACGACGAAAAUAAUUCGGGGUACGCGAGUGAGACGGUCGACGCUCGCGACGAGAGGCUAGCCGAGGAGGAGACAUCGAAGGAGAACAGGGAAUCCAGGAUGAGGAGAUCCCAGCUAGCGCUCGAAAAGGCCGAGGCUGCGCUCACCCAAGCCGAAGACGAGUCGGCGCAAGGAGUGGAGAGGGUCAACAACACCCGGCUCUCCGCUGCACAGGCUGCCAAAAAGGCGGGUGCGGAGGAGAGGAAGGGGGACGAUGGGGAAGAGGAGGAAGAGGAGGAGGUUGGCGAGGGAGACUGGGAGCGUGCGACGGAGGAGAGCUUGGCGAAAGCGCUGGAGGAUGCGAAGGAUGCGGUUAACCACGCUAGGUCUCACGUCAUAGGGCUCAAGGGCGAGCAUGCGGUGGAAGAGAGCGAGGAGCAGGAGCGGAAUGCGGCACGAGAAGCGAGGAGGCAGGAGAGGAAGGACGCGGCGGCUAAGGAGCGCCAGGCGAGGCGGGACGAGGCCCGCAGUGCCAUGGAAGAGGAAGCCUCCUUGUUCCCGUCGGACCAGUACUCGUACAUGAUCAACAGCCAGGAGGAGGUGGAGCUGAAGGACAUGCAAGACUACCUCGCUCUCGUCAGCCUCAUGGGAGAGACGGACGAGAAGCUUCGCAACGCCACCGGAAACGGCAACGGCGACAGGCGGCGUCCUAGGAGGGCGGGGCGAGCGGACGACAACCUCUACCGCGCCGCCAGGCAGGCGGGCCUUAGGGGACUCGCCAACAAGUUUUCCAUCACGGCCGCGCAGCUUGGGGAGGUGGUCACGGGGAUUUCCCAGCGGUACUUCCCGGUGCCUACCCCACCCGAAGCCGUGGAGCUGGUGGCGUCUGACAUGAAGGGGGCGGAGGAUACGCCCCUGUUUUCGUCGAGCGAGUCUAUCCUUCAGGGCGUGCGGCACAUUUUGGCGAGAGAGAUCGCUUUGGAGCCUAGGGUAAAGGCCAAGUGCCGUGCGACGUACCGGCGGUACGCGCUGGUGUCGACGACCCCAACCGCCAAGGGCAAGGAGGAGAUCGACGCCUUCCACCCCCUCUACGGCCUGCACUACCUGGACAGGAAGGCCAUUUCCGAGUUCUUGUCUACGCACGGGUCGGACCGCACUCAGUGGCUGCAGAUCGAAAAGGGAAAGGCGGAGGGUCUGCUAACGUACGUGAUACACCCUCCCGACAACAAGGUUCAGUCCUUGGACGAGAACGGAGAGAUGAUGACAACCUUCGAGCUAAACAAGAAAGCCUUUCUCGACCUUCUCAAGCCUACCUACAAUCCAGAGGGAGGGGUAUCGAGCGCGGUGAAACAGGGCUGGGAUCACCAGAGAAACCUCGUCCUACACGAGGCCCUAGUGGAACACCUCAUCCCGGCCCUGGAGACAGAGGUGGUGUUCGAGCUUAAGGCGGCGUCGAGGGCUGCGGUCGUGGAGGAAGCGUCUACUUGCCUGGCCUCGAGGCUGAUGGUGGGACCGUAUGAGAGAGACGACCUCAACGUCUUCCAGAAGGUCACCAAGGCGGACAGCUCUCUCAAGAAUGACCAGGUGCGAGUGGUGGGCAUCUUCGUGAGCAGCGACAGCCGGGAAGAAAGCUGGGCCGCGGCCAUCGACCCCUCCGGGUCCGUGCUAGACCAUCUGCAGAUCCCCCGCAGCCGAGACCUAAGGGCCAAGAAGCUCAAGGCGUUCAUCAAGUCGAACCGACCGCACGUGGUGUGUGUGAGCACCUCGGCGGGACAGGCUAGCCGGUACAUGAUGGACACGCUUGUCGACAGGAGGUCUGGGCAGAACGGAGAGCCCAAGACGGGAGUGUUGGCGGAUGCCCACCGCGAGUACCAGCGAGAGAGGGGCGAUUAUGACGACCAGGAUGAGGAGGAAGAAGUCUGGAAGCAGUGCUCGCUAGCCCCUGUGAAGGACGACGUGGCUUGCGUGUUCGCGAGAUCCACCAGGGGAGAGAAGGAGUUCGCCGACUUUUCUGUGAACCAGAGGGCCGCCGUGGCGCUGGCGAGGUACCUGCAGGACCCCCUCGUCGAGUUCGCAGGCAUGUGGACCACCAUGGACAGCUCGGGAAACUUCGGGCACGAGAUGUUCUCUCUCAGACUUCACGCCCUACAGGACCAGGUACCUCCGCAGCAGCUGCUCAAGGUCUGGACGCACCGCAUGAUGGACGCCGUCAGCGCUGUCGGCGUCGACAUUAACCACGCGGCGGAACACGAGCACGCCGUGGGGGUCCUGCAGUUCGUACCAGGGCUGGGCCCCCGCAAGGCCUUCAAGCUCAGGGAGAGGCUGGGUACGGUGCUGGGGGGUGUGGUGCCUUCCAGAAAGGCGCUGCUCAGCUCGCAGGUGCUCAAGUCGCUCGUCUACACGAACGCAGCCGGGUUCCUGCGCAUCCGCGAGCGGGGGAAGCUUGCGGAACAACUGGAGGGGCAGUUGGACCCUUUCGAUGACACAAGGGUGCACCCUGAGUGCUACAACACGCAGGACUGGGCGCAAAGAAUCUGCGCCAACGCUCUUGAUGUGCAGGUGGAGGACGACUACUUCCCGAUCGUGGAGAGUGCGAUGGAUGACUCUAGGGAGGCGCUUCAGCGGCUGUGUCAACAGGGGGAGUCUGGGGUCGAUCCAAGGAUGCCGCCGAACAACCUCAACGAUUCGGUGAACCAGCUGGACCUGACGGCCUACGCCGAUGAGCUUCAGAGGCAGGGGGAGGGCAAGCGAGCGCAGCAGCUCGACAGCAUCGUGGAGGAGAUCCGCUAUCCUUACAGGGACCGUCGAAUGCCUUACUCUACCCCCGGCGAGGAUGAGCUGUUCGAGUGGCUAACCGGAGAAACGGACGCCACGCUUCGAGAGGGAGUGCUGGUUCCCGUGCGAAUCAUGAGGCACAAUGAUGCCGGAGUUAGAGUCCGACUGGAAGGCGGUCCGGGACUGUUCGGUUUCGUUCCUGGCGACUAUGUCACGGACGACGUGCUUCCCCCGGACCCCAUCACCGGCCAGAAAGCUGACCUGAAGGGAGUCGUGAAGGAGAACCAGCUGAUGGAGGCGGCCAUUAUCAAGGUCGACAAGGGUCGUUUCGAGCUCAAGCUGUCCCUGAGAAAGAGCGACACAAUGCCCGACCCUGACAAGUGGGACGCCCCCCUCGGCGCUACUCGAGUCUUUGGUGCUUCGGGCUGGAACCGGCCAGCCUCUCUCCCGAGGCUGGACGAGAAGUUUAAUUAA
This is a messenger RNA of Ectocarpus siliculosus, 4617 nucleotides long. Lineage: Eukaryota; Phaeophyceae; Ectocarpales; Ectocarpaceae. The record is from the annotation of a GenBank genome assembly.